Messenger RNA from Paramuricea clavata, 996 nucleotides. The record is from the annotation of a GenBank genome assembly. Lineage: Eukaryota; Metazoa; Cnidaria; Anthozoa; Malacalcyonacea; Plexauridae.
AUGAAGGAUAAAUUAUUCUCUCUCCAAAGUGCAAUUGUGAAAUACUGCGAAAACGUUCAACGGAAGAACCCUUUCCUUAAAAAUGCAUUACAUGAUCUUCAAGGGGCAAUUUCGCAGGAGGCAGGAAAGACUCAAGGUAUGUUUAUAUAUACGCUAUAUUGAUUAGCAAAUUGCUCAAGUAAAUUGCAAGCGAGUCGACAAAUAGCAUUUAUAAAUUACAGAAUAAUCGGAAUGGAAUAAACUUCCCAGGUGGUUUUGAUUCAUCGUGCAUGACAUAGGUUGCAAAGCAACAUGUUCUUAAUAUACCAUUGUAUACGGUAUGUAUAUGUAUAACACCGACUUCUUUCUGUUUUAUAGCAUAUGAAAAUACGUUUGCGUUGAUGGUGCUUCCUAAGUUACUAGAGAAAAAAACGGGAAAGCAAGAUUAUGAAUUAAUCAAAUUAUUGUCGGUUAGUAUACCGUUUUGCCUUUGUUGUACAUGGUGUAUUGAGGGCCUGAUUGCAGUCAUUAGAGUGACGAGAAACCCUCACAAUCCAUGUCAUUUUUAUCCAUUCUUGGAUUACUGGUAUCUGUUUACAUACUGACUGAAUGAACAAAUAGGUAUACGGUAAUAUAAGAGUCGUCAACGUCAUCCGAGCAUGUUCCAAAAACUGGGUGUUGUGUAAACUUACAGCAUUUUUAUUUGAAAACAAACGCAUAUAAUUGUAUUCUCUAAAUUAACUAUUAUAGGAAGAUCAUGAUUUUGAUGAGGAAGUUGGACCAGCAAAAUUCCCCACCAUUAUAGGAGUAACAGAGAGCGUCGUAAAAAUUGAUCGUUUAGCCCUUGCCAUCGAAGGGCAGACACUCUUGGAUGGAUCAAGUUUUCCCUUAGAAAGCGUCCUUUUCGCAAUGCAUCAAUGUUACAACGUGUUUAAUAUACCCAAAAGAAUACCAAAACCUUUUUGGUUUUAUAGACAAUGUUCUACUUGGGCCUGGAUGCUCAUCAACGGCGAAUAG